Molecule: messenger RNA, 1433 nt
Organism: Aaosphaeria arxii CBS 175.79
Lineage: Eukaryota; Fungi; Ascomycota; Dothideomycetes; Pleosporales
Product: FAD/NAD(P)-binding domain-containing protein
Exons: 1
Coding region: 38-1381 (447 amino acids)
Molecular function (GO): monooxygenase activity; FAD binding
Source: RefSeq, a predicted model, not a curated record
AUAACUUUUAAUUCACAAACUUUUACAAACAUUCAUAAUGCCUUUCCUCUCAGUUCAACCUAAAAUCAUCAUUGCGGGUGCAGGGAUUGGCGGAUUGACAACUGCGCUCGCACUUCAUGCCACAGGGUUCACGAAUAUAAAUCUUUAUGAAUCAGCAUCACACCUUACUACCCUAGGCGUCGGAAUAAACGUUCAACCAUCGGCAGUUUUGAUUCUUCGCAAUCUGGGGCUACUUGAUGCUCUAGAGAAAACCGCGAUACAAACAAAAGAGCUGAACUUUUACAACCGCCAUGGCGACGCUAUAUUGUCGGAACCAAGAGGUGUGAGUGCAGGUUAUACAGUCCCACAGUUCUCAAUUCAUCGCGGGGAAUUCCAGAUGGUUCUUCUUAGUGCUGUGAAGGAAAGACUGGGCGAAGAAUGUAUUCAUCUCGAUGCAGCCUUGGUGGGCUUUACCGAUCUGGAGCAAUCAAUAAUGGCGCAGUUCUCAUCACGGCAUUCUACCAUUGUCCAGGAAGUUGAAGGCGACAUUCUCAUCGCAGCGGAUGGCAUCAACUCAACAGCAAGAAGGAUUCUGUAUCCCAAGGAAGGCCCGCCUCGCUUCUCUGGCCGCAUCUUGUGGCGAGGCUGCCUCGAGCGUCCUCCCUACUUGACUGGUGCCAGUAUGGUCUGGGCUGGGCACGCAGAUCAAAAGUUCAUUGCUUAUCCAAUCUCACAGCGAUCUGCAGAAAAAGGCAAAAGUUUAGUCAACUGGAUUGCAGAACUCAGGGUGCGCAGUAACGAGGAGUUGCAACAAGACACAACACCACCAAAAACAGACUGGACCAAGACCGUUGAUAAAAGUUUAUUCAAAGGCCCUUUCGAAAGUUGGAGGUGUGGAGGUUUAGAGAUGAAAGACUUGAUCGAGAGUACAGAUCAGGUUUUUGAAUUCCCUAUGAGUGACCGUGAUCCAGUGGAUCGCUGGAGUUUUGGACGAUUAACCCUACUUGGCGAUGCGGCUCAUGCGAUGUAUCCAAUUGGCUCUAACGGUGCAUCGCAAGCAAUUAUAGAUGCAGAGACUCUGGCUAAGCACCUAUCACAAUCACCAACGGAUCCCGUAUCGGCCCUUCAGAAGUACCAAGAUGACAGACUCCCACCCACCACGAAAAUAGUAAUGGCGAAUCGCGCAAAUGGCCCCGACCAUGUCCUACAACUAGCUGAGGAAAGAGCGCCUGAUGGGUUUACCAAUAUUUACGAUGUCAUUCCUCAAGCUGAAUUAGAGGAUGUUGGACGUGUCUACAAGGCGGUGGCUGGGUUCGAAAGGGAGGCAGUGAAUGAAAAAGCACAGAAGACUACAGGUAUUGCAGAGAGGAACAAUCUAAAAAGCCCUGCAGAGUGGAUAUAGGGACUCACAUUGAAAAUUGGGAAGGCAGAUUAGUGAUACCUGUUGCAUUGCC